AUGAGUCGACCACGCAUUCCCGCUACGGUGCAGGCGCCUUUUCCGCUGGUGAUCCACAACACCAGUGUUGUCGCUGGGUUUGGCCGCGGCUCGGCCGAGAUGGGCAUUCCUACGGCCAAUGUGCCCGUGGACAACGAGCCCGAGUUGCAGAAGCUGGACACAGGGGUGUAUUUUGGCUUUGUGCGGCUGCUGAGGCCGGAACAAACGCCGCAGAAGAAGACUGUGCCUCGUUCGGACGGAAAGACCGAGGUCGAGUUCACGUACGGCGCCAAUCUGGCAGACAGCGAUUUCGAGGUGCUGCCCAUGGUGAUGUCGCUAGGCUGGAACCCGUUCUUCAAGAACAGCAAGAAGGCAUGCGAGCUGCAUAUUCUGCACGAGUUCAAGUCGACGUUCUACGGAUGCAGGCUGAAUUUCAACAUCCUGGGGUACGUGAGGCCCGAGCUGGAUUAUGUGUCGAUGGAGGCCCUAAUAAAGGACAUCCAGCUGGACAUCGAGACGGCCAGGAAGUAUCUGGCCACGCCAGAGUACGCUAAGUACGCAGAUGUAUAG
Ogataea parapolymorpha DL-1 is the source of this 549-nucleotide messenger RNA. RefSeq lists its product as uncharacterized. The coding region runs from base 1 to 549 and encodes 182 amino acids. The transcript has a single exon. Gene Ontology annotation, biological process: FMN biosynthetic process; riboflavin biosynthetic process. Gene Ontology annotation, cellular component: mitochondrion. Gene Ontology annotation, molecular function: riboflavin kinase activity. The record is from RefSeq and is a predicted model, not a curated record. NCBI's taxonomy places the organism in Eukaryota, Fungi, Ascomycota, Pichiomycetes, Pichiales, Pichiaceae.